AUGGAGCCUCUAUUUACCGGCGUUUCCAACAACGCGAAUCACCUCUACACCCUUCUCUCCUGCAUCGGGUUUGCCUCCAAAGCCACCGUCCAAAUCACACCCGAAGGCCUCCGCUUCUCUGUUGAAGAGGGCCGUGUCAUCCAAGGCCUAGCUUUUCUCGACAAGUCCCUCUUCACCAGCUACACAUUCAAUCCGAACUCAGAUGGCAACCAAGGACCAGAUGCAUCCGACACUCAAGCUUCCGACGAGGUGGUCUACCCACACUUCGUCGUCUCCCUCUCCGCCCUUCUCGAAACUCUCAAGAUCUUUGGUAUAAACGAUAUCCAAGAAGCAAAUGCCCGCGAAUCCACUCUUGCACAAACAAAUCCCUCCUCAAGUGCUUUCUCCGCUCCGGCGCUAUUGAUGGACCGCUCCUGUACCAUCCAAUACGCAUCCCACGGCGCACCAUUCAGCAUCGCGAUCGCCGAAGCAGGAGUUCAAACUACCUGCGAACUGGUAACUUACGAGCCAGAAGCUGAUGAAUGUGACAUCCCGCUUCAACGGGAUGCCAUUGUCAUGAAAAUCAUCAUGCGCUCCGCCUGGCUGCAUAAUUCUAUUGCAGAACUUCAUUCUUCAGGUCCCACCAUCCUCAAACUAUCAGCGUCCGCUACACAACAACCUUAUUUCGCGCUCUCAGGGGCCGGUGGACCAUUCAGUGAUUUUGCUGUCGAGUUUUCUAUGGAUCAACACAAAGAGAUGUUUGGCACGGCCCCGGGACAGACAACGCAGGCAUCGCAGCUAACUCACAAAGUGCUUGGUGAUGAUGAGUCCUCCCGAGCACGCGCCACGAAAUCAAAGUCCGGCCCGACUGUCACCGAGACUUUCAUGGUUGCGCCGCCUUCGUCGAUGGGUGAACGCAUCAAGCAGAGUUAUAGGUUUGCAUUGGUCCGAAAGGCAGCGAGGGCCAUGUCUGUUGCUAGCAAAGUCAGCAUUCGGGGAGAUCAGCAGGGCGUGUUGAGUCUGCAGUUUAUGAUCGAGCUGGACGAUGGUCAAACCCCCGCUGGACGCUCUGUUGGAGCUGGCAUUAAGGUCGCUGGACCAGUUUGCUUCGUUGAUUUUCGUUUUGUGCCUUUGUUGGACGAGGAAGAGGCUGACUUGCAAGCCCAAGGAGACGAGUAG
This is a messenger RNA of Penicillium verhagenii, 1158 nucleotides long. RefSeq names its product putative DNA repair protein Rad1. The transcript has a single exon. Lineage: Eukaryota; Fungi; Ascomycota; Eurotiomycetes; Eurotiales; Aspergillaceae. Bases 1 to 1158 code for a protein of 385 amino acids. The record is from RefSeq and is a predicted model, not a curated record. Gene Ontology annotation, cellular component: checkpoint clamp complex. Gene Ontology annotation, biological process: DNA damage checkpoint signaling; DNA repair.